AGCGGCGUGCUGCAACAGAUAAAAAAAAAACAACAUAUUUACGAUAACUCGAUAACCCAUUUACUAAAGAAUAAUGUUAUAGGUCGCGCGGAGACGUCCAGUCGUGCUCGGACCGCAAUCGGGUGUAGACGCACCGCAACGCGCCACGAAUCGCAAAUCGCAAAAUAAUGCCAAGCGAAGUUUGGAUUUGAACAUGGAAAAUCUCAACGGCGACAAGAACACUGCAGUGCCGAUGAUAACGAAAGACGUUGAGAAGGUCUCAACUCCCGCCCCUGGUGUUGGGAAGGUCUUGAUCAGAGAGGACACGGUGCUGACCGUGCCAGGCUGUACUAGCUGCGGGAGAGGCCAGUUCACGUGUUCCGGAGUCCAGAAACAAUGGUCGGCGCUCUGCUGGGGACAGCAGUCGGAUAAAAAAUAUUACACGCUGCUAGUCGUUCUGUCGACAACCUUCGUUCUGAGUUUGAUCGGGACGAUAUUCUCGUGCUUCACAAAUACAAUCAACGAUGCUAUCUUAUCUAACAUGAUAAUCCGGAACAACUCAAUGGCUUUUUCGUUGUGGGAGCAUCCCACCGUGGAGCCACUGAUGAAGGUAUACCUCUUCAACUACACUAACUGGGAGCAAGUGAGGGAUGGCGAUGAAAAGAAGCUACACGUCGAAGAAGUCGGACCAUAUGUUUAUUCCCAAGAGUUAGAUAGGGUUAACGUUGAAUUCGAUGGCGACCAGCUGAGCUUCCAGGAGCUAAACAAUUUCCGUUACAUUCCUGAGAAGACGAACGGCGCGUAUUACGACCAGGUCUUCGUACCGAACCUCCCGCUACUGGGCGUGGUCUCAAUGUCGGUGGGCAUGAAUCUAAGCCCAUUCGCCCAAAUGUCAUUGAAUUCCGCCUUCGACUGGGCGAAUCACCCCGAUCCAUUCGCCAAGCUACCCGUGCACAGGUUUCUGUGGGGAUAUGACGACAGCAUCAUAAACAUAGCGAUUCCAUUCCUCUCCUUCAUCAACCAGUGGAAAUUCAAGGAGUUCGGACUACUGGCCGGUAAAAACAGAACACUGUCUGACCGCUACACAAUCAACACUGGCGAAAAGAAUAUAGAUCGGAUGAAUAUCAUCGAAAAGUUUGAUGGAAGAGACCAUUUGACUUAUUGGGGUAGCCCCGAGUGUAACAGCUUAGAAGCGACAGACGGCUCUAUCUUCCCUCCAUCACAACUGGACAAGAAUAAGACUCUAUAUGUAUUUUAUCCUCAACUUUGCCGACGAUUGCCGUUCAGAUUUGAAAAGGAAGUUGAGACGUAUGGCGUUAAAUUAUUACGCUACAAGAUGCCGGUGAAUGUUUUCGAUGACGCCAAACACAAUCCGGCCAACCAGUGCUACUGUGAGAUCGAUACAGCGACGUGCCCCCCGAAAGGAGUCAUAAACGUUACCGACUGUACCAUGGGAGCUCCAGCGUUGGUGUCAUUUCCUCACUUCAACCUAGGAGACCCUUUCCUGUUAGACCGGAUCAGUGGUCUCCAUCCAGAUCCAUUGAAACAUAUCAGCUAUCUGGACAUACACCCAACACUUGGCAUUGCACUGAAAGGGAAAAGCAGUCUUCAGCUGAACAUCCAAGUGAGGAAGACGAACUAUUUCUCCAAUUUACACUUCCUGGAUCAAGGACUUAUACUGCCCAUCGCUUGGAUCGAAAUGGGCGUCGAUGAACUCCCCGAAAGUCUGCAAGCGUUGGUCUACCACGGAACUUUCUCGACCGCGGCGGCCCAGCUCGGUCUAUCCGUCAUCUGUAUACUGACAUUAAUAAUAUCUAGCCUAUGUCUGUGCCUGACGAUCGUGGGUAGAAGAAAGAAGCCUUGCGUCACCCUCAAAAAAACGCCCGCAGAAAUAACAAAGAACCAAGAUAGCUCUUGAACUGUGGUAGCGUCUGCAUUUAUACUAUGCGCUUUAUACGGGAGAAAACUUUUGAAUUGAAGAUGGAAUUACUUAAAAAUGGAACAACACAGGAAUAUUUACCAUUAAUUUAUAAGAAUGACGGACUGUUUUGUUUAGUAUGUAGUUUCAAGUUGGAUUGCGUUUAGUUGUGUGCAGAAUUUUCUGGUUUCCGUGGCUCGUUGAAGGCAGAUUACCCGGAUUAACUUCUAAAUACUUUUUAACAGAAUUAAUUAAGGCCAUUCACAAAGUAUAAUUAAAAAAAUAUUCAAUUAAUGACGUAAUAAACAGCACGUUUAAAAGUUAUAAUAAAAACAUUGACUUCAAAAGACCCAGCGAUUGACACUACUUCGUCGGUCUAUCUGGUAAUUGGCCAUCCCACACUGCCAUUGCCAGUACGUGGUCUCCACUCAUGAAUCUUUCUGUCCCACCGGCCGUCCGAUCUUCGCGCUAUGAGGCCUGCCCACUUACAGUUCAGCCUAGUACCUAAUCCUACGGGCUAUGUCAGCAAAUUUGAUUCAUCUACGGAUCUCCUCAUUUCUGUUUGAUUUUUAUUUAAUUUUAUUUCUCAAGGUGGCAUAUUCAUAUUUUUUCGUUCAAUAUAAUAUUUAAAACAUGUUCCUUGAAUUAUAACAUUAGAAAUUACAUAAAAUUCAGUUUCUGAACGUGAAAAUGUCAGCGAGCGACGUCCGCCAUGACACCAAUUCCUUUUUCAAAUCUAGCCGCCCAGAGCAAUGCAUCAAUUUUAUAUUUCUCCUAAAUUAAGUCUUUAAUUUGUCAUUUAUAGGUACAAUAAAUAUCUCAAAACAAUGAAUACAGUCCACACUCAAUUACCACACCGCAAAAAUAUACGAUUAGUGUUAACUUAACAGAUGCUUGUAUGGGAACAGUAACCAGAAUAUACGUCGGACAAAUUAUAUUUACUACAAAAGACAUGCGUUUAAAGGAUGGGACAGUCGUUUUAAUACAAUUAAUUUUAUUGAUAUCCUCCUAUAUCAAGACGAUAUUUACAUUGUGAUAUCUUUAUCGUCUGCGUGUGUACGGUUAGAACAAAUUUUUGUUUAAAAAAAUUAAAGAAAAAGUUCUGCCGUGAGCGAAAUACCAGUUUGCAUAGUGCGAGUUUUUAACGGUCUCGAUAUCGUAAAAGUUAACUCAAAUUUGUAUGGAGUUGGAACGUUUGCCUACGCUUGCCGUUACGGCCGUUGUUCCGACUGCAUACAAAUUUGAGUUAACUUUUACUCUAUCGAAUCCGUUAAAAAACUCGCAAUAAGCACACAGAUAACUCUUAAUUUAGCUAUUUUUAUAAUUAUUAGGAAACUGUAAAGUAGUUGAAUGUAAACCAUUUUAAGGAGACUUUUUGGCGGGAACGCGGGGAGUGAAGUUGUGUUUUGUUUUAUUUUCUCUAUUUAGUGUUUCUUCAGGCUUAAAUGUGUAAUAACGGUGGUUUAUUAACUGCUUAGUAUAUCUGUGAAAGUGCACAAAUGUGGGAAAACGAAACAAAGCCGCUGGACGUAACUUCUAGAGAUCCCACAAAAAGUCCACUGAAAAAGUCUCCGUAAAUGACCACCAUUAUAUUUCUUCCCAUAUCAUCUCAUCUCAUUUCAUUUAAUUUCAUCUCAGUUGAUUAAUGUCUCAAACUAAUCAUCUUCAUUUCAUUUCACUCCAUAUUAUCAUUUUUCACAAAAAAUAAGAGUAUAAAUUAAAAUAAGACUUGACCUAAAGGUCUUAGUUACCAGGUUAUAAAAUCCCAAAAAAACUAUUUUAAUGUACUUUUUGGAGGUAUAUGUGAAGCGAUGUCCCGCAAUAUUAUCAAUCAGAUUUCUUUCACAAAUAAUAUACGGUUUAUAAUUCAAUACCUGACGCAUGCGAAAUUUACAAAAUUUAUUUUAACCAGCCAUCACUGUUUAUAUUCCCGCUAAAAUUUAUCAUCAGAUUUUUUUGUUUAUUUAUUUUCCACCCAGGGCUACAAGGCCAUACAGUCUAGCUUAAUUAAUCAUCAGCACAUAAGGCACAAAUGUUUAACAAAUAUUAUUUAAUGAAUAUAAUAUCAUAGUGAUAAGUCGAAUCGCGUGACAAAGAUUUGAAAAGGGAUAUGAUUCGAAUAUAUCGUAAACUUGCGCUAGUGCCUAAUGAUAAGUUUCUUCGUUCUUAUGGAGUGCAAGGAGAACUCUUGAAAAAGUGUUCGGCAGUAAGAACUCAAAAACCCAUUAUAAGACCUAGCAUACAAUACAGUAGAACGAUGCGAAUAUUGUAGUUAAAAAUGACUGAAAUGUGCUGAAUUGAAAAAUUACAUGAAGACAUGACUGGAUGAAGGGGAUAUGAUACAAUUUGUUAAUUUUGAGAAAACGGACAACAAACUUUUGUUACUUGUACUUUUUAACUCCUUCAUCAUAUGCAAUUUCUAAAAAUAGCCUUUAACCCGGCGUCAUGGGGGUUGGGUCAAAAUGACCCGAGACGUUUUUGUUAGCUUACAGAUUCGUAAUUACGCAAGUGACGAUGCUGUACUUCUCAAUAGCUGGAAUUUAUGGCUUCCUCUAAGCAUUGUUUACAAUUAUAUAGUUAUGCUGCGACCGUGCUUGGAGCUAACUGUGACCAAAGUUAAAAAGGGGUAAAUAUGACCCAUCCCCGUACUCGGUGUAACAGUUUUGCGCCAUUGUUUCCAAUAUGGCUUUUAUGUUUAUUCAUUGUUUUAAGUGUUGUUAUUUUACAUUUUAUGUUUGAACUAUAAUUUCUUACUAUUUUGCUAUAUUUUUAUUAAUAUAUCGAAAAAAAAAUGGAUUGAGAGGAAGGAGGACGAAAACGUAUUUCAUCAAUUCUUGAAGCAUAUGACUCGGAUGUCAUGUCCUCUGAUCAGGAGUCUGCUGAUGUCAAGUCUGCACCAUAAUAACAGUAUUGAUAAUUCAUCUGGAGAAAAGCAAAAGUCGGAAAUCAAUACGUAUUACAAUUCAAUAAAAUAUGGAGUGGAUAUGGCUGAUGAGUUAGUUGUACGCUACAUAAUAAUAUGACGUGUGUCGCAAUUCAAAAAACUGAUCUUUGAGUUUUCUACGCCUUUUUGAACAUGUUUGCUGUCAACGGACUUACAUACAUACAUGGAAUCAAUAAUGAGUGGAAUCAAAAGCGGUGUCAAUAUAUGAAGAAGCUAGGCCUUGCCCCUGUGAGUGAGCAUCUGAGAGUACGCCAGAAUGUGACACGUUUGCCUCGAGAAAUGCGAAAAAAAUAGCAUUAUUUGUUAGUGAAGAUUCGGAGGAGCCUCCAGCUAAGAGACCCAAUACUCAUAAGAGAUUGUAGGUAUGUCCUGCGAAAAAACACUGCAAAACAACCCAUACAUGUUAUGAUUGCAAACAAAUAUAUUUGACCUGAACAUGUCGUACUUUUCUGUAAAAAACCAGGUGGACUGACGACUUAGUGCGCACGGCGGGAAGUCGUUGGAUGCGGAAGGCGGAGGACCGCAUUAUGUGGAAGGCAUUGGGGAAGGCCUAUGUCCAGCAGUGGGCAGAUAAAGGCUGAUGAUGAUGAUGAUGAUGAUGUCGUACUUUUCUGCAGUGAUUGUAUUCACAAUGAUGAUUCUGAUUAGUUUUAAGUAAGUUUUAUCUAAUGAUAUCGUAGUUAAGUUUAUAAAAGUGCUAUAAAUAAUUAAAGACUACCAAUUGGUGCAAAUAAAUAUGAGAUUAGGCUAAGGAACGCCAUUUUUGUUGAUUUUUACGCAUAGACCUAUAUAGUAGGGACACGACAUAUUGUUCUAUACGUACAAUUGCUUAUAUAAAUAGCACCCAUUUUGAAGGCACAUACAUAAACAUAUAUCUAUCUCGUUCUUACUCAGCACUUUAACUCGCAGGAAAACAAUAUAACAGUAUUUUAGUGCGUACAUAAAAUGAAACAUGAAUAUACGUAAAUGUCUCCGUCUCCGUCUAAUGAGGCCGAAAAUCCGCCAUGUUUAGCGCGCCAAAUGUCAUUGUCACGUCAGUUCGGCCGUCUGUUUUGGGUUGUACAUUAUUUAUUGACUUUGAUAUCGAUUUAAUAUGAUUGCUUAUAUAAAAUUUCUUAUUUUACCAUGCUUAAAACAUACAAAAAUAAUAAUUAAAACAUAUUUUAUAGGAUAUCAAGAAAGUCGAUGCCCCAAAAACUAUUAUCUAUAUAUAUUUAAAUUCAUUAUGGAGCCCUCAUCCGAAAAAUCGGACACCAUUUUUCGGUCGGAAUCUAUUGAUCAUGACACUAAUCAUAAAUACCUCUUUAAAAUAUGUCAUCAAAACAUAUUUAGACAUUCUGUUUACAUAUUUCAGGAAAAAGGCUACCGACAAAAUCUCUUCGGAACUAUUUAAAUAAAAUAGUUUUAUUCCGCAGUGAGUAAAACACUAUUGUCAACUCGUUAAAUACUUAAUAAUUAAGUGAUUUUAGAGAGGAAGUCACAAGGAAUGACGUUUGUAAUUUUAUUAACGAAGAAAUGUUCUGUAGGUGUUUUUUUUUUAUCAGGCGGUCCCUUGAUAAGUUUAAAAUUUGAAUCACUCUCACUUGAGAGUGAUUCAAAUGGUGCGGCGUACCUUCCUUGAGGUGUGCUGCGGUAGUGUGUUACGGACUUUAGAGUCAGCAAAACAAUUAAAAUAGAUUGUAAUAGUCUAAGAAAAACGCGUACUCAAAAUACGAUAACAUUCAGCAUGCUAGAAAUGGGCAGAUGGCACUGUACUACGCCAUAUCUUUAUGUUUUGCGGCAAACGACAACUUUAUAAAAUCAGUGUAGCAAAUUUUAAAAAUCGUCAUAUCGUUUACUUGGCAAAUUUGAAGCACGAACUCGUCUUAGAUUUCACAUAAUAUCUAAAUCAAAUCAUCUUUGCACAUUACAAUAUACUUACUUCCUAUUAAAGUAUAAAUUCUACAAAUACAUUCACUCAACAAUAUUUAAAAUAAAAUGAGCCAAGAACGUUUAUCGAUAAAACCUACUAACAUUAAAAUCUUCUGGGCAGCACUAAAAGCGCCAUGUUUUGUGGCCAGAUGACGUCACAGUGGCACGAAUUUUUUGUUGACGUUUCAUUUCCAUAGGUUUCCUACUUCAGUGUUUUUACGUGUUUAUGUUUUGGAAGGUUUAAAGAUUUAAUUACGAUAUUCUGCAAUACAAAUUCUUGUUUUAUUUACUAAACCACAAGACAAUAAAGUCAUUACUACAAAAAAAUUAAUUACUGAAUUUAAUAUUAUUGAAAUAUCUUAAGUCAAAAUAUCGGGUAGAUAUGACCCACCCCCACGUCCGUGUAGUCAUUUUCCACCCCCAUGACGCCGGGUUAAAUCCGGAGUUUUAAGGUCUAAUAUGGUUUAUAGGCACAUAACACCUUCAUUCAAUGUAAAAACUCAAAAAUCUUAAAUUGAUACUUAACCCCAUCAUCCAGUCAUGUCUUCAAUUAAAGUUUUGACGCAAUAUUUCAAAUGACAUCCUUUAUUACGGUGGAUACCUCCCCUAAUCAUUUUCGAUGGAUACAUUGCAGUGUCCUCCUUACCUUUACACUCUUAAUUUCAACGGUCUUCUGCUCCAACAAAAAUCUAUACAAAUUCGACAAUGAAUUUAUAAUAUUUAAAACAAUUACGUAAUUAAGUAUCAUAGAAAGUUAUUAUUAAUAGAUAAAUUUAGUAAAAUAUUUUCGACGCUGUUUUGUUCUAUAGUUUUAAUGAGUUUUUUAGAUAAUUAAUAUAAGAGUUACUUAAUGUCUUUCUUGAUUGAAAUGCAUGAAUGCAAAGGAAUAUAAUGUAAAUUAUUUUAAUAAAGAUUAAAUUUGUUUGAUAUAUUCAUACAUAAUAUGUCUUCGGGAUAUAAUUAUCUAGGUGCAAUUAGUACGUAAUUUUGAAUGUUUUGUGAUAAUAUAAUUUUGUUGCAUUUUCCAAUUAAAUUUUAAGGCAUUUUAAAUAAAUAAGUGUAGGUUUGUAAUAAUUUUAUUAUUUAUAAAUAAUUUGACAAAUAAAAACAUGAAUCUCCAAA
Bombyx mori (domestic silkworm) is the source of this 7874-nucleotide messenger RNA. Its product is annotated as lysosome membrane protein 2. Gene Ontology annotation, cellular component: membrane; cytoplasm. The transcript is spliced from 12 exons. The record is from RefSeq and is a predicted model, not a curated record. Gene Ontology annotation, molecular function: scavenger receptor activity. NCBI's taxonomy places the organism in Eukaryota, Metazoa, Arthropoda, Insecta, Lepidoptera, Bombycidae. The coding region runs from base 194 to 1897 and encodes 567 amino acids.